Ceratina calcarata is the source of this 5087-nucleotide messenger RNA. It is a transcript of the gene ATP7, whose product is annotated as copper-transporting ATPase 1. Bases 1122 to 4919 code for a protein of 1265 amino acids. Gene Ontology annotation, molecular function: copper ion binding; ATP binding; P-type divalent copper transporter activity. The record is from RefSeq and is a predicted model, not a curated record. Gene Ontology annotation, cellular component: plasma membrane; trans-Golgi network. The transcript has 13 exons. Lineage: Eukaryota; Metazoa; Arthropoda; Insecta; Hymenoptera; Apidae. Gene Ontology annotation, biological process: copper ion homeostasis; copper ion import.
AACUGCAUAAUUAGCAGAAACUGGAGAAAUAAUCUAUUCCGUAUAUCUCCUGUCGUAUGGAAAUGGAGCAUGCCUUUCUCUCUUGUUCGCGAGAUUGCGAGCUGUUCUCAGGUAGUGAAUACGUACGUCCAGUCUCGUUCAAAGUUAAACGCGUUGUAGAGUCGAAUCAUUUUAUUUUCCAUAAAAAUCCACAGUUCUAUAACAUUCUUAAUUAUUUUUGAUUGUCAUUUGGUAAAAAUGAUGGGGAAUGUGAAUACGGUAAAAUGGGACUAGUCGAACGCGUUCUCCAGUUUCUGUCAAUUUUCUCUGGUCUCUAAACGCGGUCACGAUCCGCCCGAGUCUCGUUUUCUAAGUUCCGAAAGGAAACGUGGUAAAAGUUUGUGGUUUUGAGGGUUCUUAUCGCAUUGGACAUUAAGUAAAUAUCCGAUAUACGUAUACACAUGCUUCUCGAUGCGAUGAAAGUACGUAUUGCAUUGAAUAGAAUUAAAAGAACCAUGAAGGUAAAUGGAACUAAGACAUUCGGUGCAAAACGAUACUUUUUUUACCGUAAAACGAUACCGAUUAUCGGUUGUUCGUUAGUCCUUCAACGGCUAGUCAGAAAGUGUGCCGUGAGCAAAAGAUGGGAUCGAGUGCUGCGGCGAUUAGGACAGUUAUCAGUCAGUCGGUGAUAUCGAGACGAACUAGUGUUUGCGGUUUCCCCACUUUGCCGGAACUAAUUCGUUCAAGAAAACACGAUCCGCGAGCUGCUAACGUCAUUCACUAGAAAUCUUCCGCCUAUGAUCAUCUAAACUGCAUUUUCAGAACGACUUACUAUUUUUAUUAUUGUAUUCGUUGUGCCUAUUUUAUAUUACAAAUAUUGAUCGUCGCUUUUCCUUUAUAAAUAUUCAGCCUGACGAAAUACCUCAAUACUACCGUUCAAAAUUUCUAUCAUCUUCUUAAGUACGUCUCAGAUCUCAUCUGACUUUAUUGCUAAAACCCAACGCUUAUCAGCAUAUGACCUAUAUAAGUAAGCUCAACGAUUAGUACAAAAUCUGUACAAAGAGCAGAAGUCAUUUUUCAGUAACACUCGAUUGAGUAUAGACUUAGAGUUAGAGCAUUCGUGCAACAUAAUAUUUAGAGAAAUGGGGGACGAUAGAGAGCCUCUGAUUGGGGAUAAAAGCGAACUGGAUCCAUUUUGGGAUGAAAACGAGGAGAGGGAUGACUAUGAGGGUACGGUGGUCCACGUGCCGAGGUCCCAGGAAAUUAAAGAUUCCUCGAAUACUGGAACGAUGAAGGUCAAUAUCGAGGGUAUGAGUUGCCAGAGCUGCGUGAAGAAUAUUGAAGGGACUAUAGGCAGUCGCCCGGACGUUCUCAGCAUCAGAGUAGUUCUAGAGGAGAAGCUGAGCUACAUCGAGUACAAAGCAGACGAAGUGACACCCGCUGAGUUAGUCGAAGCUAUAGAAGACAUGGGCUUCGUGGCUUCCCGUUGCGAUCAGAAUGGCUCUGAAACGAAUUCUGUUUUAAAAUCGACUAUCAGCGCUUGCAGUAUACACGUCGACGGGAUGACGUGCGGGUCCUGCGUCAAAACCAUCACUGGAGUUUUGUCGGAGAAGUUGGGAAUAAAAGAAGUGAACGUUAGUCUCGAAGACAAGGAAGCCAAAGUUUUGUACGAUGAUAGGGAUGUCACAGCUGAGCAGAUAUCGGCGUUCAUCGAAGAUAUGGGUUUUAGUGCUUAUGUUAAAGAAAUGAACGGGAAAUCCUUUGGGGCGCCAGUGGAUUUGAAAAAUAAUCCCUCGUCUGAUACCGUCGUAGUGUCUAUGAACGGGGGUGGCGAUGUAAAAAGAGAAUCGAAUCAAUUAGCAAAAUGUUUUCUACACGUAACGGGUAUGACUUGCGCUUCCUGUGUCGCUGCUAUAGAGAAACAUUGUAAAAAAUUAUACGGAGUAAACAAUAUUCUGAUAGCGUUGUUAGCUGCCAAAGCGGAAGUUACGUUUGAUCCAGAUAAGAUAAGAGCCGCGGACAUUGCUUCCAGCAUUUCCGAGUUGGGUUUCCCUACCACCUUGAUUCAAGAACCUGGGACCGGUGAAGGAGAAAUUGAAUUGAAAAUUUCGGGCAUGACAUGCGCGUCUUGCGUGAACAAAAUAGAAUCGACCGUGAAGAAGCUGCCAGGUGUUCAGUUUGCUGCGGUCGCGUUAACUACUCAGCGUGGCAAGUUCAAAUACGAUGUAGAAAAAGUUGGUGUUCGAGACAUUAUAGAAUGUAUUAACAAGCUUGGCUUCACCGCAUCCUUGAUUAGUAAUAGGGACAAAGAGAACAGAGACUACUUGGAUCAAAAGGAAGAAAUAAACAAAUGGAGGGCUGCGUUUUUAGUGUCUCUAAUAUUUGGAAUACCCUGUAUGUUAGCUAUGACGUAUUUCAUGGUAGUUAUGUCGGUAGGUGAAAAAACGCAUGAGGACAUGUGUUGUAUAAUACCUGGUCUCUCAUGGGAGAACCUAAUUCUUUUUAUAUUUUCAACGCCAGUCCAGUUUUUCGGUGGCUGGCAUUUUUACGUUCAAGCGUACAAAGCUUUGAAGCAUGGUACAACUAAUAUGGACGUAUUAAUUUCCAUGACUACUACGAUAUCUUAUUUAUAUUCGAUCGCAGUCCUGUCAACAGCCAUAAUAAUGGAAAAAAAUGUUAGUCCGCAAACGUUUUUCGAUACUCCUCCGAUGUUGCUAGUAUUUAUCAGCUUAGGCAGGUGGUUGGAACACGUUGCAAAGGGGAAAACUUCGGAAGCUUUGUCGAAGUUAUUAUCUUUAAAGGCGACGGACGCGGUGUUAGUUACAUUAGGUCCUAACAACGAGAUAUUAUCCGAGCGUUUGAUCACUAUAGAUCUGGUUCAACGAGGAGAUGUGUUGAAGGUGGUUCCAGGUGCCAAAGUUCCAGUUGACGGCAGAGUUCUCACGGGUAACUCUACCUGCGACGAGAGUCUGAUUACCGGUGAGAGUAUGCCGGUGCCAAAGAAGAAGGGCUCGGUCGUGAUAGGAGGUUCGAUAAAUCAAAACGGCCCGCUUUUAAUUACCGCGACGCAUACAGGGGAGCACACAACUUUGGCGCAGAUCGUGCGAUUGGUGGAAGAAGCGCAGACGAGUAAAGCGCCCAUACAACACUUGGCUGACAAGAUCGCGGGUUAUUUCAUCCCUCUCGUUAUAGCAGUUUCUGUGAUUACUUUGAUCGUUUGGAUAAUAAUGGGAUACGUGAACAUAAACAAUUUACCGAUCUCGCAUAACGAUCAGAUUAAUAUGCACGGUAUCGACAGAGAAGAGAUUAUAUUCCAGUACGCUUUUCGAAGUGCUCUUUGUGUGCUAGCCAUCGCCUGUCCGUGCGCAUUGGGAUUGGCUACACCGACCGCGGUUAUAGUCGGAACCGGAGUCGGGGCGUUAAACGGUAUUCUGAUUAAAGGUGCCGAACCUUUGGAGAAUGCGCAUAAAGUUAAAUGUAUCGUGUUCGACAAAACCGGGACGGUCACGCACGGUGUGCCGAUGGUAACGAACAUAACUUUGUUCGUUAACGAGAAGAUUUGUUCGUUAGCGAAGUUCUUGGUGAUCGUCUGUACUGCCGAAACGAACAGCGAGCAUCCGAUUGCAUCAGCGAUCGUUCGAUUCGUGAAGGAUACAGUUGGUUCCGAAGCUACCGGACAAUGUACGAACUUUCAAGUGGUCGCUGGCUGCGGGCUUAAGUGCAAAGUCUCGCACAUCUCGACACCGUUGAUCGACGCAUUGAAAUCCGAGAAAAUAAUCAAUUAUGUGAACCAGGUAAAGAAGUUGUCUUCUGGAACGUACACUUUGAACAAUGUACCGGUGAACGUUGCGACGAUCGCGAGCACGAGUCAGGAGAGGCAGAAUCUGGACUUGGAGUCAUUGCUCAGUCCUGAUGUCCACGGUGAUCAAUCUAGUCCCGACGAUGUAUACGAGAUCUGUAUCGGUAACAGAGAAUGGAUGCGACGAAACGCUGUGAAUAUACCGAUGGAAGUAGAGCAGAAGAUGAACUCGGAGGAGGAUUUAGGACGGACGGCUGUUCUAGCGGCAGUGAACAACGUGCUGGUCGCUAUGAUCAGUGUCGCUGAUACGGUUAAACCGGAAGCUCAUUUAGCGAUUUAUUCUUUAAAAAAGAUGGGCUUGGAAGUUAUCCUGCUAACGGGAGACAACAGAAAGACUGCGGCUUCUAUCGCCAGACAGGUCGGUAUCACUCGAGUAUUUGCAGAAGUUUUACCUUCGCACAAAGUUGCUAAGAUUCAGCGUUUACAAGACCAAGGCUUUAGAGUCGCGAUGGUAGGAGACGGGGUCAACGACAGUCCCGCUCUUGCACAAUCGGACGUUGGCAUUGCGAUAUCUUCUGGUACAGACGUUGCUGUAGAAGCCGCUGACGUAGUUCUCAUGCGAAACGAUCUUUUGGACGUGAUCGCAUGCCUGGAUUUAUCGAGGAAAACUGUUCGUCAGAUAAGACUGAACUUUUUAUUUGCUAGUGUUUAUAAUUUGUUGGGUAUUCCUAUCGCUGCUGGGGUAUUCAGUGGUUUAGGGUUAUUCCUUCAACCAUGGAUGUCCUCUGCGGCGAUGGCAUUGAGCUCGGCGUCCGUGGUUGGCAGCUCUUUGUUGUUAAAAUUAUACCGCAAACCGACGAAAGCAACGCUAGAAACGGCUGAAUAUUUGGCCGCGAUGCACGCUCAUUCUACCGCGAGAAUAAUCGACAUGGAGAGUAUAUCUCUCCACCAUGGUUUAGACGAUACCACAAUACCAAUCAUGCAUAGAUCAGCGUCCACGCUGUCCAGACUGUUUAGAAGAUCUAAAGACGACGUAGAAGGUCGGCUUCUGGGUGAGGAUAUCGAUGAGAUCGAUUUAGUAACGGACUUUUCUGAUUACCGGAAAAGCAUGAAGGAUCAUACUAGCAUAACACCAUUAUGAUCCGUAAGAACGAUAUCUCUUCUAAUUACCGCGACGGUCUGACUUUAAUUCAGUUUGCCAUAAUUCCGGCAAGAGCUUCGUUCAUAUUUCAAUGAAUCUACGAAAGUAGGCGAUGUAAAAAAAUAUUUGGUUGGUGCUUCUUGCAUAUUAUAUAAGAUUCGUAUUUUA